UUUUCCCCCGCUGCGCACUGCGCGUGGGCAGUCGCCACUUCGGGGGCGUUUAAUCCGCAUGCGCCGAUCGCUAUUCGUUGCCCAGAGUAACUAGCCCGCAGAAGGACGCGUCCGAGCCUCCUUCCCUAUUGAGCAUGUGCAUCCAAAUCCCGCGCGGCUUCCCGGUCCCCACUGCGCAUGUCUGGAGCAGAACCCGGCGGUUGCGCGCUGCUGUCCGACCGACGUCGGCCCUCACGCGCCACUGCCGCGGGGACGUCUAACGCGCGUGCGCCUCCAGCGCCCCGGCGCCUACUAAUGCGCAUGCGUCACCUCUUCGCCUGGGGGCGGCGGCGCGCUGCUCCGGCCUCCGGCGUCUCUAUGGUUGAUCCCGCCCAGUGACCCACCUCCAUCCCCCGUCUCCACCGCCCGCCAUGAACCACGGCCCCCAGCUCAUCACCUUCACCCGUGCCCGGGAGCAGUCGGACUGCUGGAAGGAUGGGCACCUCCAGAAACAGGUCGGCUCCCCUGCCAACCGCCGGGAAAAGGAGGGGGACGGGGAGGGCGAGGACGCCCGAAGCUUCUACGAGAGUCUCCUGGCCUCGGGCAAGAGCUCCAGCCUCCCACGGAAACGCAAGGCUCCACUGAGGCGCUCCAGGGUGCUUGAGCCACCCAUCGCCCGGCCAGAGCAGACGGACCCUCGUAGAGGGAACCUCCUGCUGAGAUCGGCCCAGGAGGGUGACAUGGGAACCCUGCGGCGGCUGCUGGAGAAGGAGGGGUGUGAUGUGAACUACCGGGAUGGUUACUACUGGACGGCGGUGAUGUGUGCCGCUUACGCAGGCCAGGGGGAGGCCGUGAGGUACCUGCUGACCCGGGGAGCCGCAUGGGUGGGAGUGUGCGAGUCGCAGGGGCGGGACGCGGUGGACUUAGCCGAGGAAGCCGGGCACCAGGACGUGGUGAGGAUCCUUCAGGAGCGUGAAACGGCUCAGCCAGAGGAGAGGAUGGCCAGCAGGAGGACUCCAGUGGAGAGGAAAUACUGCACCGUGUGCCAGACACAUUACAGCGAAGACAGCGUGGAGCUCCACGAACGCUCCACAGCCCACCUCUUCAACCGGCGCGACCCGCUCCCUCCAACCCGCUACCACAUCCCCGAGAGCAACGUCGGCUUCCAGCUCAUGGUCAAGGGGGGCUGGGACUGCGAGACCGGGCUGGGGCCUGAGGGCACCGGCCGUAAAUUCCCCGUCCAGACUGUCCUCAAGAGGGACCAGAAGGGCCUGGGUUUCCGUAGCGACCUCCGGCCCAAGGUCACCCACUUCAACGCCAAUGACCCCAGUGCCGUGGCACGGCCCAAGAAGCAGCCUAGGACGGAACGGGCAGCUACAGUGGGGAAGAGAGAGGCCCGUCGCAGAGAGGCCAAAGCAAAGGCCUGGGAGCGUGACCUCCGCACCUACAUGAACCUUGACCUUUGAACUCUUGGGAUCAACAGCACCUGUUGUCAUUCAGGUACUGGGAUUGCUUGGAUGGUGCACCGUCAUGAAUUUUGACCUUUAACCUUUCAUGAUCAGUAGCCCCUAUAACCAUUCAGCUAUUUGGAUUGCCGGGAUGGUGUGUCUACACGAAGCCUGACAUUUAACCCCCAGUGACUAAUCAAUAACUCUAAAACGGUGUCACCAAUUGGAUUAACCAGAUGGGGUCCCUUCCGGGAACUUCAACCUGUGGUACUUCUGACAUCUGUACCAUUAACCAACAAACCUACAGCCUCUGAAACUGUUUAGCCAAUCAGAUCCCUCAUGUCUACAUGAGCGCUGACCUUUAAACUGUGAUGUCAUCUCUGUGGUGCACCAUUAACAAUACAUGCACGGUCCUUGAAAGUGUUCAGCCAGUUGACUUCCUUGACUGGUUGGACGCCAACCCCUAACACAAUGUUGACCAUUAACCGUGGGCAUCUCAGUGGCAUCGCUGUACCCUUAACCAGUGAUCCUACAGCCUUUUAAAGCAUUCGGUCUAUUGGAUUCCUGGAUUGGCAGGAUGAUAUGACCUCACUUGUCGUAAUGGGCCAGUUGUGAUCAGGGAAGAGACACCUCUCUGCACUCCUCAGCGUCUUAGAACGCCAGAUCUGCUGACCAGAGCAACGCGCAGAAGCUCUCGUUCCUGUAACCCAAGAGGAGAUAAUUCAAUUAUGGGAAUGUGGCCUGUGGCCUGUUCUCCCUUCCACUUAGAAAGCAGUGAGAUAUUUGGGUGGGAAAAGACACCAGCAGGACUUUUGGAUCUCUGGGGAUUUUGCUGCAUUCACUGAUCGGUGCGGGGCAACCAAUCCCCUCACUUGUUGUCAGGAUUCUGUUUGAUCUGAAACCUUUGAGAGAGAAUAAAUAUGGUCCCUCA
Molecule: messenger RNA, 2358 nt
Organism: Mauremys reevesii (Reeves's turtle)
Lineage: Eukaryota; Metazoa; Chordata; Testudines; Geoemydidae
Gene: GPANK1
Product: G-patch domain and ankyrin repeats 1
Exons: 3
Coding region: 411-1445 (344 amino acids)
Molecular function (GO): protein binding; nucleic acid binding
Source: RefSeq, a predicted model, not a curated record